Drosophila innubila is the source of this 3815-nucleotide messenger RNA. Its product is annotated as platelet binding protein GspB. The record is from RefSeq and is a predicted model, not a curated record. Bases 1 to 2562 code for a protein of 853 amino acids. The transcript has 4 exons. Lineage: Eukaryota; Metazoa; Arthropoda; Insecta; Diptera; Drosophilidae.
AUGUGUAUUGUGGCGCUGGACACAACAACAAUCGAAGAGCUCCAGUUGAUUAGUGAACUCAUUGCGGGCAAUGAGUUUCUCAAGCUACUUCUCGAUCACGACGAGCAGCAGCGCAGCCUGCACAGCGAAGAGGAGGAAUUCGAGGGACAUGGCCGAUUGAAUAGUGCGAGAAGUCUUGAGCAUAGGACACGUUACCGCAAUGCCAAUGGCCAGCAGCAGACAGACGCUGAGGGCAAACAGGUCGUCAAGUUGGUUACCACAGGCAGCAAGAUUGUCUUUCUGGAUGAUGCACCAGUUGAGCGUCAUAUCGUCAAGUCGACCACAAAACCAAAUGCCAGCGAUGAGGUCAAGGUGGUUGCUGUCAGUGUUAGCUCCUCCAGCAGACGUGGCAGUCGCAGAAGCAGUGCUCCCAGUGCAAUCGGUGUGGACUUUGUCAAUCGUUCGCACAAGAGCGAAUUGUCCAUUGAGGAGACCGAACCACGCUUGGCUGCCGAUGUCAUGGAUGUGGAAAGCGAUUCGUUGAACAGCGCCUCCAACAUACAAAAUGUUUUGGCGGCGCCACUGCUUGCGGCAGCCGCCUCCAGUCGCUCCAAUUCGGUGGCUUUUCGCAGCUCUGUCGCCACUGGGCGAAAUGUCAGCGAGGCGACAGCUGCCGAUGACAAAUUGUUGCCGUUCCAGACGGUAAUCUAUCACGACACAGGGUCCAAACAGGGUCAUGGCCCCCAGUCAAGAUCAAUAUCAUACAGUUCCAUAUCACAGAACGUGGAUGACCUGCAUCUGCCAAGUGGUUGGCACAAGUCAGCUGGCAUUUUGGCCGAGGCACAGCGUAAUGUCAGCGACAGUUUGAAGCCCAUGCCACGUCUGGCCUCGGAACCCGCCAAAUUCUACUCUGUGCCGGCCAAAAUGUACAGUGUGCCCUCGAAAUUCUAUUCGGAGCCAGCUAAAGUCUACUCCGAGCCAGCGAAAAUGUAUGGUCAGCCUGAGAAGGUUUAUUCGGAGCCAGCGAAAGUUUAUGGACAACCCUCGAAGUUCUAUUCGGAGCCAGCGAAAGUUUAUUCACAGCCAGCUAAGGUUUAUGGAGAGCCUGCCAAGACCUACUGGCCGCUAACUGGAACGGCCAGCACGACCAGCUCGCCCACCACCACAGGAGCAACUGCAACAACGACAAUCAAAGCCACCACAACGAGAGGAACAACAACAAAAACAACAAGAGCACCAACAAUAACAACAACAACGGCAGCGAGUGCAACUGUGCCACCGGGCGCUGCCCCAAGCACCUUUGUGCCCUCGCGUCGACCGGCAAUUGUGUCGAGGAUUGCAUUCGGUGAGGCACAGACAACGACAGCGACAACAACAACAACAACGACAACAGCGAGAUCUAUGGAAUCUCAGACAGCAACGAGCAGCACGUCGGCCACUGUCAGGCCCAGCACUUGGCAGCAACAUUAUCACCAAACUCAUAAUCAGCAACUGCAACAACAACAACAGCAUCAGCAACAGCAUCAGCAGACGGCAAUAAAUGCGGGCAAUUCACAACCGCGUCGUGUACUCUUCAAUUUGGAUAGAUUGCCUUAUGAUUUAUUGAAUGCACCACAGCCUCAACCGCAACAGCAACGCCAUCUAUUGGAGCCAAUUUUAUCAUCAAAAAGUCCAAGUCUACAACAGCAACAACAUCGUCCAUGUUGGGAGCAACAGCCACAACAACAACAACAGCAACGUCAGCAUUCAUCACUGUCGCUUCAACAUUCUAAUCAAAAUGCCAAAGGAUUGCCCAAUAGAGAUCUAGUCAAGUGUGUUUCCAAAUUCGCACAGCACCAACAUGCAACACACGGUGGCAACAGCGCCUAUUCAUACAUUUCCAGUUCGAGCAGCUCAUCAUCCUCAUCCUCUGCAGCUGGUGAUGCUGCGGUCAUGUUACCACAUUUUACAACCGAACGCGCUGAGCUUUACACACCGACCCCAGAGCAAAAUUACGAAAUUGAGGAGUCCGUAAGUGUUAUGACAAACGGACGAGCCCAUGGCCUGCAGGGUGGCAGCAGCAGCAACAUUGGCUCAGCUGGCUUCUCACUGGUCACAGCAACAACACCAGCCACUCCAGCAAUAACAACAACUACAACACCAGCAGCAGCAGCGCUGUCUGCAGCAUCUGCAACAACGCAACGCGGUCGCAAUCGUGGCAUAGACCGGGGACGUGGUUCGGUGGUUUAUAACGCCAACGCAAAUGCCAACGACUACGACGACGAAGGCAAUGGCGAUGGCGAUGGCGACGGCGAUGGCGGUGGCAGUGACGAUGGCUAUGAUGGUGAUGAUGGCAACUCGGAUGAGGGCAGAAGGGGCCACCCGGAUGAGUCAGAUGAUGAUAAAGUCGCCUAUGUGGUCGAGGGACGCAACUAUCGCAAGUAUCGCGUUGAGGAGAAAACCGACGAUGGUUUCAUCGUUGGCGAGUAUGGCGUUGUCGACCACAACGAUGGCAACUUGAGCGGCGUGCGUUACACCGCCGACUCGACCAUUGAUCGCAGUUUGAUACAAAAGGGGCUGUUGACAUUUUUGAAGCUCAAGUAGUCGCAAGUCGCACAGCCAAAGAGACUGUGCAGACUGCAGUCGAGCUGCCUCAGCUGCCCCAGCUGCCGCCUUCUGCUGUCCAGCUGAACCAGCUGCCACAGCUGCCACAACGGCCACAAUUGCUGUGGCAUUCAUUUCAUACACAUGUGAUCCAAGUCGUAUUGUAGUUAGCGUAGCUUAAAUUAAUAUAAAGUAGCCUUCAUUUAUUAAAGCCCAAAUGACACUGGCUGAAAGUGACAAAUUCAACAAUCGAUUUAUUUUGAAACUGAAUCAAGUACAUACAUGUCUAUAAAGAGUUAGAGUAAAAUAAAUGUGUCCAGUGAACUGGGCAAAAGUCGAAGCUUUUGCUGGAAGCUUUAAUGAGCUUUCACUGUAAUCUGAUGAUUUAAUUGCAUACAAUUUAAACACAAUACUUGAAAGAUUUCGCUGAAGGUUUUAAUAUGCUUUCAAAUCAAACUUAAGUGAAAGGCUGCUCAGCAUAUUUUGAUAAAAUGAUCAAUUAAAAGAAAUAUGGUAUUAGUAAACAUUUUGUGGCAAGCUUUAAUAUGCUUUCACUUCAAACAAAAGCAGAAAGCUGCGAGAGAUAAAAAAUUAAUCAUGAGAUUUUUAAAAUUAUACUGAUAAAAUAGCUAGAAUUAUUUGAAAUCUUGUGUUGGAAAGCUUUAAUGAGCUUUCACUGAAUCUUAAAACGAAACGUUGACAAGCUAUUUAUUUAUCAGCUUAGUUUGUCCUUUUGCCAAGAUUAAUCCCACGUUUGAUUGUCAGUUUCAGCAAGUGUCAAUGGGAAUUAAGUACCACAUAGUUAGUACGUGUACGUCUACACAUAAUCACGACUAUCUGUUCCACUUAAUCCUACAGCCCCAUUCAGCAAGUGUGCGUGAGCGUGUUGUAUGUGUAACUGUAAUUAUAACUGUACCAGUAACUGUAUUUGUAUUUGUGUGUCUGCGUAUGUAAUCGAAUUUGUUUAAUAGUUUAGUUAAUGUUUUAAUUAAUUUAUUGUAGUUGUUGGUAUUGUAAUUAAUUUAAUUUAAAUUAUACACUUAACUAAACGAUCCGCAAAAUUUUGAACUAGCAAACUUGCCAUAAUUUACUCAUAACAAUUUGGCCAAGUUAGUUGGCCUCAAAAAAGCACGAACACAACUAAAUGCAUAAACUAUCCUAAUUAGAGUCCUAAGUAACGAGUAACUUGCAGUGUGAACUAAGUAAAUAAUAAAUGAAGUAAAUUAAUAAAGAACACUGAUUGAAAUUGUAAA